AGUUUUUUUUUGUCCCAAAACGAAAACUUUCAUUCAGCAGCAACGUGCGCCUUUCGAGUGUUUUUUACUUUGCAGUUCGGGUAGUUAUUAACUUUUUCUCUCCGGAAUUUAAAAUCCCUUGCUGCACCAAACAUUUUCAAAAAUGCCUUACGCUCGCAAAAAAAUGCACAGUGGCGAUACGCAUCUGCGUCGCCGUUGGCGACUUCGUAGCCGCAAGAAGGACCUCGACGAAGUCGAUCAAGAUCUCCAGAACAACUCGGACCAACUCCUAAACCAGGACGUCGAUUUGGAAAAGCCAGGAUUUGCCCAGUUUUACUGCAUCCACUGUGCCACAUACUACAUCAAUGAGCGGGCGCUGCAGGAUCACUUCCGGACAAAAGUACACAAGCGGCGUCUAAAAGCUUUGGAGGUGGAACCGUACACGGUGGAGGAUUCCUUGCGUGCUGGCGGCCAAGGAAGUUUCGUUCAACCGCAGAAGCGCAAAAUGGAGACGCAACCAUCGAAGCAAGAUUACGCCGAGGGCAAGCGAGUGAAAGUGGAUGUCGUUAUGGAAGAGGAGAAACCGGUCAAGCAGAAUCUGUCCAAAAAACGAAAGUACAAUGGACAAUUUAAGCAGCUUCUGGAAAAUCUGAAGGCACCGGCUACUUAGCGUUGGAAAAUAUUACUCCGGGUUAUGGUUCAGGUAUGUUAGUUUUAAUAAUCAUUUUUCUGUAUAAUACAAAAAGUUGCAAACCUAGUGGGAAAGCUUCGUAGUUGCAAAAUGAG
This is a messenger RNA of Armigeres subalbatus, 765 nucleotides long. Its product is annotated as zinc finger protein 593 homolog. The record is from RefSeq and is a predicted model, not a curated record. The transcript has a single exon. Gene Ontology annotation, molecular function: nucleic acid binding; zinc ion binding. Bases 143 to 649 code for a protein of 168 amino acids. NCBI's taxonomy places the organism in Eukaryota, Metazoa, Arthropoda, Insecta, Diptera, Culicidae.